AUGUAUCCACCACCAGAAGAUGUUUGGGCAAAGUGGCGCUCGGAAAGGGAAAACGCACUUAUACAGAAAAGAUCUGCAUGCUCAGGCCAUACAGCUACGGUGUGUCAAAAGUAUCUUGUGGAGCCGACCCGCGGUGUACAGACACCCAAGCCACAAGACCCACGAGGCCACUUGACGUUUCUUCCCGCGAAGGGUGCUCCACCAUUUCGCAAUUUUCCCUUCGACGAAUCAAAUGUCAAUAACCCAGCAUAUCAUGAAGGAGAGAAUCACAGACCACCUUCUUCAGCAGCGAGAAUCCGAACAGCAACGAUCUGGGAAGCACACAAACAACGUGCCCUUCUCACUCGGCAAAAAGUGGAACCUCUCCAGUUCUCGCUGAAAAAAGAUUCAGGCGAAGUGACACGGGUUUCGACUUCAUGUGGGGAGAGCCACCAGCCUGCGCUCGAAAGGUUCCUGCCAAACGGAGAAGCGACCCAGCCGCCGAAGGCCUUGAAGGUCGAUCGUCGAGAUCGCAACGUGUUGGAGUCUCUCGCAUCGUGGUAUAAAAUGAGAUAUGAGAAAAUGGAAGUUCACGAACCUUUUUAUUCGAGCCACAGAGCAUCAGAGUUCGCUAAUCGGGACGCAGAAGACGCUGAAUCUGAAAGAGAAGAAAACAAUUUUCUCCCUCAGACUUGGGCGGACUUCGUCCGAGAGCCUACGCCCUCUCACUCGCCCUGUAGGGUUACGGAAGCAAGUGUAGGACACUCCGCUUUCCGACCACCAGCCUCGCCGCGCAGCUCUGCGCUGAAGCGCACUGAGGCUGAGGCGCGUUCCCGCGCGUUUCUCCCCUCUUCUCGCAGAAUUCGAAACGGCGGAGAAGCACGAGGUGCAGACAAGGGAGAAGGAGACACGCCAGAGGGAAUGCGUGGAGAGUCUGUUGAGGUCGGAGCGUCUUCUGCUUUCAGAGGUCUAAGCCGAGAGGCGGCACACGACCCUGUGGCCUAUGAGAAGCAACAGACGAAAAAAAGCCGGGGAACUGGGGAGACGAUAUCAGGACGCGACGGUUCUCGACAGGUUUGCACUGUCAGCGGAGAACUGUGGCAUUUCCCUGUAUCGCGACAGUCCUCAUUCUCACCUGGUCCCCGGUUACUGGAGACAGAAGGCAGGAGACACUCCAGCCUCUCAGUCACCCCACUGUCGCGCUGCUGCUUCACCUUCCCCUGUACAUCUCCAGCUGUAUGGAAACGCAGGCUGCUGGCGUAUGUCGGCCCCGUGACGUUUUCCUCGCCUUGGAAGUCUCACUUUGAGAAGAAAAGUGGCUCGGGAAUCGAGGAGAAGAAGAUCGAAAAACCAGUCACAGGACAGGGGGCGGUGCAGCUAGACCACUUCUUUCGUCUUCGGUCUCUCCGCCUUCCUGUCGAUACAGCUGAACAAAUCCUCAGGUCUCCAGAGGAGACAUGCGACUCGUGGGCGUCUCUGAGCAUGCAUAUACCUCUCUGCCUGCACUCGAAUCCUAAAGAUAUCUUUAUACGCUCAAAAAAAAGAUGGCGAACGAGUCUUGCUCAAGGGGACAUGAAUGGAAACAGAGAGGAGAUUCAUAAGUUUCGCAAUGGAAUCAGAGUUGAGAAAGGCGAAGAGUCGCAUGCAGAAGAGAACCUGGUCCACCGACACCAGCCGAACGAAAAGGUGUACAGGGUGAGAAUAGAGCCCGAGGACAGCGACGAAGACAGGACUCGAAUGGAGUUGAACCUCAGGAGUUUUUCGCACGCGCUGAGAGAGCUCGCGGGAGAGCUUCCGUCUCCAAAGACAUCUGUGAGUCGCGGCGAGAAGCCGCACGCAGAAAAGGGGGGUCAAGAGGAAGAAGACGAGCAGAGGGAAUCGAGCUCUGCGACUCGGAACGAGGCUGUAGCGGGACGGAAGGACUAUUCAGACGAAGCAAACAGCGCAUGUGAUGGCCCAAACAGCAAAGCGCUGCUGCGUAUCAAGCCGACAAGUCAUAUGAGGCCCGAGACGCAGACUCGCACCUCGCAAGAGUCAUGGAUCCUUCGCUAUGGCUUCCGCGGGGCAAUGAGCCUCGACCAAACGCGACAGAACCAUUUUCAUCACCUUGUCGAGCCAGUGAGGACGGAGCAAAGGGGACAUUCUUGGCGACAGAGAGUCGCAGUGGCCUCUCCCUUGUCCGGAGCGCGUCGACUGGAGGUUUCGGGAAUUUUGGGCGCGCUCCGGAGUCCCUGCGCGUUCGAGGGGCGACUGUCUCCGAACACGGAGGUGUCUUCGCGGUCGUCGCCGUGCCGCACAUGCCUGGAGGGGACAAAGCAAGACCGCUCAGGCAGGGCAAUGGGGACACAGUUGGCCACGAGUACACGAACAGAGUCGUUUCGUCGAAGAGCAGAAAGUAGACGAGACAAAAGAGAAGACGAGGAGACAUGCGGAGAGAGGGAAGAAACGGAUGCCUGGGUUGAAAACGAGAAGGAUAAAGGGAAGAUGCGGGGAUUUGGUGCGGGGGACAACCGAGAUCAGGGACGGCAGAAUCUAGCCGGCUCAGGUGAAGAAGAAGGAACUGGUGGAGAGGAAACGCGAAGAGAUCGAAGAAGGGAUGUGUCGAUCUGUCGUUCCAACGCAAGUCAUGCCAAAACUUAUCUCCAGGCGACGAGUGAUUUUUUGUUGCUUUCUUCUUACGAGUCACUGUCGUCUUGUCUGUCAACCUUCGACUGCGCUCCAAGCACAGCAGGAGACAUAGGCGCACAGACACCAGGGAAAAACAGAGUGACAAGCAGAGGAGAUGGAGGGGCCGCCGUUCUCGACAGCUUAGACUGGCCUGUUGGCAGUGAGGAGGUUGCAUGCACCAGAGGCGAUGGAAGACAGAGGAAAGAAGGAACAGAAAACAAAAGCAGAGGAGAGCCUGGCGAGAGGGAAGGGGAUGAGGCGGAAGGUGACGGAGAGAGCAUGUCUGUGUUACUCGGUGAGCGACAGAGACAUUGUGCAUCUGAGAGGAGUGACGCGAGUGCUUCACCGGAAAAGAAACGCAGACUGCUGCCCCUUCCUGCUUUUCUGAGGUGAAAGAAAUUCAGAGAGUCAAAGGGCAGGGGUUUCCAUCAUUUCUACACAGAAACGACGAAAAAGAGAGAUGAGAAUGGAUUAGAUGAGAGGCAAAGUGCAAGGGGGUGUAGCCAGCAAAGUCUGCAGAUAAGAGACAGGUGGAGAGGAGUUGGAGCUGUGCGUGGAGAGCAGCACAGGAGGGUCGUAAGUGCGACGACAUUAUGGAGGGGGACAAUGGUAUAACGGGGGGACAGGUUAAGAGUGGGGUGACAAAGGGUCUUGAAAAAAUGUGGUGGCGUAUGCCGUGUGGAUAGAUGCCUAGGAGGAAGCAUCAACAGAGGCACGAUUUAGCGACCACAAACGCUGGUCAAGAUUUCAAACCGUAAACACGUUUUCGGGGUUUCUUUCAGAGAGACAGGGUCUCUUGGGUUUGAGUGUACCGGGAGAGACGAACCACAGGAUAGUGGGGGCGGUAGGAGCGAAGAAAAAGGCAGUUCGAGGAGACGACGGAGAGGGGGGAGCCAGAAAAAGGAGAAGAGAAUGAGAGCUGGGGAGAUAUGAGGAGACUGUGAACACACUGCACUUGCGAACUCCCAGAAAACGGUGGCUUGUCUCUGAGUUGUGUGUAAGUCACUUUCUCUGUGUUUACCAGGGUCGCCGCAUUCAUCCCUUUUUGC
Toxoplasma gondii ME49 is the source of this 3695-nucleotide messenger RNA. RefSeq lists its product as hypothetical. The transcript is spliced from 7 exons. The record is from RefSeq and is a predicted model, not a curated record. NCBI's taxonomy places the organism in Eukaryota, Apicomplexa, Conoidasida, Eucoccidiorida, Sarcocystidae. The coding region runs from base 1 to 3039 and encodes 1012 amino acids.